UUAAUUUUAGUAUUUAUUACGGUUGGCAGAAGUUGAAAGACUUUAGAAUAACUUAGAACGUUACAUUAUAUAACUUAUCGUUAAAGAUCGAGAACGAUUUCGUUGGAUGAAAAUUAAUUAUAUCGAACGGAAGUGAUUAAAAGUUUAAUUCAAAUAUCAUGGAAACACCUAUAGUUCGUGCACGAGUUGUAAAGGUGCUCGGAAGAACGGGCUCUCAAGGUCAAUGUACCCAAGUCAAAGUGGAAUUCUUGAACGAACAGAAUAGACAAAUAAUCCGUAACGUCAAAGGACCCGUUCGAGAAGGGGAUAUUUUAACGCUUUUGGAAUCUGAACGAGAAGCUCGAAGAUUGCGUUAAUUUUCACCAUUGUGAAUACUAUAAUUUUUCACGUACGCACACAUACAUAUAUGCCUAUAUCGAACGUGAACACGAAUCUGCAAAUUUCGUUGCAACGAAAUCUUUUUUUUUUUAUUAAAUUUUAUUUUAUAUCACAACGAAAGAAAAUUUAUUUACGAUGACUUGUAAUUAAUUCGAAAGAAAUAACAUGUUUUAUAAUAUUUAAAAAAGAGAAUUUGAUAUUAUUAUUAAUAAAUAUUAACUGAUAAUAUAAGACUCAUAAAUAAUGUUCUUUAACAUUACGUCA
Molecule: messenger RNA, 642 nt
Organism: Polistes canadensis
Lineage: Eukaryota; Metazoa; Arthropoda; Insecta; Hymenoptera; Vespidae
Product: 40S ribosomal protein S28-like
Exons: 1
Coding region: 159-356 (65 amino acids)
Biological process (GO): maturation of SSU-rRNA; translation; ribosomal small subunit assembly
Cellular component (GO): ribosome; cytosolic small ribosomal subunit
Molecular function (GO): structural constituent of ribosome
Source: RefSeq, a predicted model, not a curated record